AAAAGAGGAAGGGAGGGAGGGCUGGCAGGACCAGCUCUCGACACAGCUGGGAGGGGAGAAAUGGAGGGAGAGAUGGAUGGAGAGGGAGUAGGUAAUCCAAUGAGACACCGAGAGGAGAGGCAGAGCGAGGGCAACGCCUCAAAGCACCAGGAAUCUCUCUCCAUCGCACUCUCUCUUUUUUCUCUUAAUACCCAGCAUCCUCGCUCACUCUCGUCCGGAUCUUGGCGCUAACUGGAGUCCAGCUUUUCCUUUUAUUUCCUGAGGUGGCAUUGUCAUCUUUGUGUAUUGUGGAGUCAUCUCGCUCGUUCAAGGAGUUGGGAUAUCGGUUAGUGGGCCUUUUUUUUGAGCGAGAGAGGGGGGUGAUGCCUUCCUAGCAUUUCAGGUGCUAUGUCGCCUCUUGAACUCUGACGUCUUCUACGGAAGCCUGGACCGAUCAUAAAAAGGAGAUUCUAAAGCGCGCAUUUGGCGUUUCUUUUUUCGCCGACAUGGACAUCAACCUGCAGUCGCACCGCUUCUAUUUCCCGCAGAUCUACUGCGCCGAGCCGGGGGCUCAACCACAGCUAAGCGAGUUCAAAGUCAGUGAGCAGAGCAUCUGCCAGGCGAGGGCCUCCGUCAUGGUCUACGACGACACCAGCAAGAAGUGGGUUCCCAUUAAGCCGGGCCAACAGGGCUUCAGCCGCAUCAACAUCUACCACAACACCCCCUGCAAUACCUUCAGGGUGGUGGGUGUCAAGCUGCAGGAUCAGCAGGUGGUCAUCAACUACUCCAUCGUGAAGGGGCUGAAGUAUAACCAGGCCACGCCAACCUUCCACCAAUGGAGGGACGCCCGGCAGGUGUACGGCCUCAACUUCGCCAGCAAGGAGGAGGCCACCACCUUCUCCAACGCUAUGCUUUUCGCCCUCAGCGUGCUCAGUGCCCAAGACGGAGGUCCAGCUGUGCAGCGACAAGUCCAAAAUGGACCAAGCUCAGAAGAGAUGGAAGCCCAGAGAGCAAGCGUGAGUUCCUGCAGGCAGAUGAUGGAGCAGCAGCAGCAGAUACAGACCCACAUGGAGCGGGAGCGACGCUCCUCCAACUCAGGUUCUCCUUUCCAAGGCCACCCCGCCGUGCUCUCGGUGGCGCCCCCGGUCAUACCUCCUCCUGCGUGCUUGGCAGCGGGGCCUCCACCUCCACCACCACCUCCUGGACCUCCGCCACCCUCUGCCGGAGCCCCGCCUCCGCCGCUGCCUCCCCCGCUAGCCAGCCACGGAGAGGAGCCGACAGCCCAGACAGGGCUCGCUGCCAUGAUUGCCGGCGCCAAGCUGCGGCGGGUACAAAGACCGGAGGAGAGCUUGUCCAGCUCGUCAAGUUCGUCCAACGGCAAAAACAGUGAAGUAAACCGGACGAGUGGCGGUAACGGAGGACUGAUGGAGGAGAUGAACGCUCUUUUGGCCCGAAGAAAAGCAGCGUCAGAGAAGCCAGACGACAACCAAAGUGAUGAGCCAAAUUCUACUUCCCCCAGCACUAGGGGGGGUCAGAACGCCACAGAUGGUGCAAAAAAGCCAUGGGACAGGGCCAACUCUGCGGACAGGGCCAUGGCUUCAAGGAUACGGCUUGCGGGGAGCGGCACGGACGCAGAUGCGUUAGACAUGGACAGAAUGAAACAGGAAAUCUUGGAAGAAGUGUUCCGCGAGUUGCACAAAGUGAAGGAAGAAAUUAUUGACGCCAUUAGACACGAACUCAUUCGAGUGAGCACAGCAUAAAUCUCACCUGUCCGAGGAGAUGGAGAAGGAGUUGGGCCUAAACCGUGCCGUCCAUUAUGGUGUUGAAGAGCCGCCGUAGCCGCCAUGUUUUUGCGGCAUGCAUUGACUUGAGGGGAGGUGCUGUAAGCGUGUGUUUGUGUGCGUGUGUGCGUGUGUGUGUGUGUGUGUGUGUGUGUGUGUGCGCGCGCGCGUGUGUGCAUGUGUGUGAAGAGACAGUAAAUUCUUUACAUUUGUCUCUUUCCCCCCCCCCUAUCUUUGGCCUGAAAAACAUGAAAAAAAACUCUAUAUUCAAAUAGUUACAUGGUGUCCAGGAGUUUAUUCAACACAAUUUUUUUCAAAUCAUCAUUACCCUUACUAUCUUAUUCUUCAUUAUUGGUAUCUUAUUAGAGGGUAUUAGUCAGUAAAAAUGUGGGUCAACUAAACGAAUAUGAAUACAAUAAUAAAGGUAAUCCUGCAUUCGUUUUCUAUAGCAUUUAUCCUCAAUAGGGACUGGAGCAAUAACCUAUUCCAGUUGAUUUAGGAGAGAGGCAGGCGACACUGGACUUGUCGCCAGGAAACUACUUGUGGUCAGUACAAAGUGAAGCUGAUAUGCAAAUUUUUGGAGAGAAAGAAAAGUCAUAUUUAAUUACUUAUAUGGUCCACAGGAGUUAAUAUUUUUACCCUCACCAUACUUCUUACUAGAGGAUUUUAGUUUAGAAAAAGAAUAUGCCCAAAGACAGCUGGGAUAGGCCCCAACACACCCACAACCCUCAUGAGGAUAAGCGGUUCUGGUAAUGGAUGAAUGAUAGUAAAGGUAAUUUUGGACGUUUUUAUUAAUUUGCUUUUAGAUUAAUAUUUUUAAAUGAAUUUAUUUCCUUUUUUUAACAGCAAAAUGACACUUUUGAGCAACAACAGUCACUGCAAUACUCUUUAAAAAAACACAACACCCCAGAAUAUUUGUGAUCAUGUUAAUAAUAAUAAUUUUAAAAACGUUUAUUGGCUGCCAUGUAUUGUUUAUUCUGUUCUCUUUAUGAUGACAAAGUGCUUCCUUGUUGAAAAACAGAAGAAAAAAGAAGAAAUGCACUGUUUUGAAAUGAAUUCAAAUAAAACUGUGAACAUCUUGGAUAAAUAAGGCUGAUUCUUUUCCUUAAUGUGGGAGUCUUUUAUAAAACAGUAUUUCUUUCAUUGCCUUGAUGCCAACCCAAAUUGUGCAUUUUUUAUAUGGGUUGCACAUAGACAAAAACAAGCCUGGAUGUAUAAAAUACAAAACCUGGUCUUUUUCCCCCCCUCCAAAAUAGAACCCCCCCCCCC
This is a messenger RNA of Hippocampus comes (tiger tail seahorse), 3029 nucleotides long. RefSeq names its product Enah/Vasp-like b (gene evlb). Gene Ontology annotation, cellular component: cytoskeleton. Gene Ontology annotation, biological process: actin polymerization or depolymerization; protein homotetramerization; positive regulation of actin filament polymerization. Bases 486 to 1739 code for a protein of 417 amino acids. Lineage: Eukaryota; Metazoa; Chordata; Actinopteri; Syngnathiformes; Syngnathidae. Gene Ontology annotation, molecular function: profilin binding; SH3 domain binding; actin binding. The transcript has 13 exons. The record is from RefSeq and is a predicted model, not a curated record.